UAUGGUUAUUUAAUAAAAUAAAACAAUGAUCAUUUAAAUUAUAAUAAACUUCUGAAUAGCGUCUAAAGCAAAGGUUAAAUCCUAAUUUAUAUAAAAAUAAGUGUGAAACUGAGCCAAACUUUACAUUAUGUCCUGUGAUUACGGAUCCGGUGGUACUAUGUUGGAUAGAAUGAAUUUAUAAUAAGACUGAAGUAAGAAAUUGUACAACUAAACUAUAUCAUAUAUUCCGGAGAAAUAAGGGAGACAACUAUGGCGUUGUCGUCAAUGUCUUACUUUGCAGAUAUGGAUAGACUGAGGUCCUGGUCGAGGCACAGUAAUUAUGAAACACCCAAGAGUAUGAAAAGUGUCUGGCGAACAUCAUACCAGAACAGUUUUAGCGGAAAGAAGUUAGGUUUCCAUCCGGACAGAGUUGUUGUCAAUUAUUUCACCGGAAACCGUGAAAUUUUAGAUAACCCGACUAGCAGGCACAAGCAUCUUAUGAAAACUACAUUAAAUGAACGCGCACGUGAGGGUUUCCGGUACUGGGUACUGGAUAAAGCUAAACCGUCACAGUGUAAGUAUAGGCACAAUUGGAAAAUAUGGGACCGGGGCUUACAAAACUGUACUUGGAAUUGGUAACGCGCCUAGAACAUAGUCUGCUUCAACACGUGAACAUUGUCGUCUGCUUUUUAUCAUUACUUCAUUCCAUCGACAUGGAAAUAAAUGUAACAAUCGUGUGAUUCAGGACUUAAAAUGUGAAAUUGCUUUCGACGAAUCACUUUAUCCAGUUACUUUAAAGUUACUUUUUAUUAUGUGAAAUGGAGAAUACCUUGUUUCAAAGUAUAUGUAUCCAUUGCAUUUGCUGUCCUUGAAAAAAAGGUAUUUUUUAAAAUGAAGACAUAUCUUUUCUAGGACAUAUUAAUACAUACACCUUUAUUUUUGAAAUUUCUGUCAAUGGGCAAAAAUUUACCCUUGUGCUUUGUAGAAUGAUAUUGUGUAGACCUUAUUGUAUGUGGAAUUCUUUUUCUUGUCUUAAUUAUUUUGUCUUAAUUCUUUUUUUCACUGACGUCCCUGUGCAGGGGACAAUUUUAACUGACUGUAGUUAAAAGUUUUAAAUGGUCAACAACUUGAAACUUAAUAAAAAGCUUAUCAUACUGUUCAGCAUAUUUAUUAUCAUACGUUGCAGUGUUAUCAUAUUCACAGAAUAAAGCAACUUCAUUGA
Messenger RNA from Ruditapes philippinarum (Manila clam), 1201 nucleotides. RefSeq lists its product as uncharacterized. The transcript has 6 exons. The record is from RefSeq and is a predicted model, not a curated record. The coding region runs from base 250 to 618 and encodes 122 amino acids. Lineage: Eukaryota; Metazoa; Mollusca; Bivalvia; Venerida; Veneridae.